Medicago truncatula (barrel medic) is the source of this 881-nucleotide messenger RNA. Its product is annotated as ubiquitin-conjugating enzyme E2-17 kDa. The coding region runs from base 98 to 544 and encodes 148 amino acids. The transcript is spliced from 4 exons. Lineage: Eukaryota; Viridiplantae; Streptophyta; Magnoliopsida; Fabales; Fabaceae. The record is from RefSeq and is a predicted model, not a curated record.
CUUUUCUUGUUUGGUUGAAGAGGCAGGUCUCCUUUCCCUCUCUCUUCAACUUUUUUACUGUUUAGAUCGAAAAACUUCGAAGGGAAAUUCCAAUUCCAUGGCCUCCAAACGGAUCCUCAAGGAACUCAAGGACCUUCAGAAAGAUCCUCCAACCUCUUGCAGCGCUGGCCCUGUAGCGGAAGACAUGUUUCAUUGGCAAGCAACUAUAAUGGGUCCCCCUGAUAGCCCUUAUGCCGGAGGAGUUUUUCUAGUUACCAUUCAUUUUCCUCCUGAUUAUCCAUUCAAGCCACCCAAGGUUGCAUUUAGGACCAAAGUUUUCCACCCAAAUAUCAACAGCAAUGGUAGCAUUUGUCUUGAUAUCUUGAAGGAGCAGUGGAGCCCCGCUUUGACAAUAUCUAAGGUGCUGUUAUCCAUUUGUUCCCUGUUGACGGAUCCAAACCCAGAUGAUCCCUUAGUGCCUGAAAUAGCUCAUAUGUACAAGACAGACAGGUCCAAGUAUGAGACCACUGCUCGGAGCUGGACUCAGAAGUAUGCAAUGGGCUAGCAAGAAUGUUGGAAGGUUGAUUGCUCUUCUCUCCCCUUAUAUGCUAAAAACUGUCAAAAUACCCUACCGGAGCUUCCGGUAAGAUUCUGCAUUUUAAGCGGGUUGGACGAGCAAUCACUUGUUGGAAGUAUCUGUUCCUUUAGUUCCAUUUGUUAAGUGUCAUGAUGUAUAAUAUCAUAUUAUAUCUCUUUUCAUUCCUGCCUUUAACAUAUUGAAGGGUAGAUCUUUCUGUGUUUCCUGUCUGAGUAACAAAACGAUUGUUUGUUUGUACUAAAAUUCUGCUUCUAAUGUGAAAUAUCUGAACCCAAUAAUAUUAAUAUCAUAUCUUUUAAGUAAA